CGGUUGUUUUAAGCAAAUAUUGGACAGUUUCUUAGCAAGUACCAGCUAUGACCACUGCGAAAUUGUUUAAGCUUUUCCUUCUUCUGUCUUUGUUCCAAAUUUUGGGGGCUACUUUUGUCUGGCCCUGCCCAAAAAUCCAACUUUCUUACAGGUCGGCCAAACUCAUCAGUAGAACUUUGAGUUUCGGACAUUAUUUCAACUCCUGCUUGAGAUCACAAUCUGAAAACUUCGUCUAUGUCUUUUGUGAGCAGGAGACCCUCUGUGGGACUGACAUUUCACCUCACACAAAUCCUCAAAUGGUGCAAGGAGAAGAGACCCCUUGCCUUGUUGCCACCAAGGGGGGUUCCAAUGGUGACCUCUGCAAUGACCUCGAGUACAAUCUGAAGAUGCAGUCUGACCGGAAUGAGUGUGGGGGCGUGGACUGUGGGAUGGCCAGGUGUGUUGACAGACUGGGCUACUUCGAGUGUGUUCUCCCCAAUGGCACAGCUUUGAGAGACGAACAGUGCGAAAUUAUAAGUUCAACGGUUGGACGGUUUUGCAAUGUGAAAAAGGGGACCUACGUCACAGCAAUUGAGGAGAAGCCAACGAGACUCUGCAUGGAUCAAUCGACUCAACGUUUUAACCAAGAAGAUCACAGUGGUUCAAGCUGCUGGCAAGAAACUAUCUCAUCCAAUUAUGUCGGCCCCAUUUGGGAUCAAAAUCUGACAAACGUUGUGGAUGGCGACUACAGUUCGGGCAUUCAUACCGUGAGGAUGUUUGGGAUGUCGAGGGGACUGACAACAAUCGAGUACUCCACGUUCGCCACUCCGAAUGUGUUUUCCCAGUUCGGACCUGCAGUCACUGAUUGGUAUGUACCCUGUGAGUUAGAUUUGACAGACUGGUCCCCAAUCACUUCUCUCAUCGUGGUCUACAACCCUCAACUGAAGUUCAUUGUCGGGGUAUAUUUUGUGACAGCAGAAAACCCCAAGGGUUGGGGAUGCCAGAUGACGUCAGCAACGGAGCUGCCAGAAAACGAAAGAGCGGAGAUCAUGGCACCUAAUGGAUGUCAGUUGAUCGGGCUGGGGGCGAAAGAGAGCAUUAUAACUCCAACCCGUGUGGCUCAGCUGAAGGCACUGUGGGGAUGUAACUGAAGCCCGAUUUAAUCACUUUAAA
Symsagittifera roscoffensis is the source of this 1152-nucleotide messenger RNA. RefSeq lists its product as uncharacterized. The coding region runs from base 48 to 1130 and encodes 360 amino acids. The record is from RefSeq and is a predicted model, not a curated record. The transcript has 6 exons. Lineage: Eukaryota; Metazoa; Xenacoelomorpha; Acoela; Convolutidae.